GAAUUGUUAACAGAAGAAGAAAAGAGAAAUAACCAUAUAGCAUCAGAACAGAAAAGACGAAGCAUGAUUCGAUCAGGAUUUAAAAACCUGACUGAGAUUGUACCUACUUUAUCAAAAAUUGCCAAUAAUUCAAAAAGCACCAUUUUAAUGCAAUCGGUGGAUUAUAUCAAGUAUCUGGAAAGAGGAAAUAAUAAACUGCGCGAAAAGGUCAAACAAUUGGAGUUU
Molecule: messenger RNA, 225 nt
Organism: Mycotypha africana
Lineage: Eukaryota; Fungi; Mucoromycota; Mucoromycetes; Mucorales; Mycotyphaceae
Product: Myc-type, basic helix-loop-helix domain-containing protein
Exons: 1
Biological process (GO): regulation of transcription by RNA polymerase II
Molecular function (GO): protein dimerization activity; DNA-binding transcription factor activity, RNA polymerase II-specific; RNA polymerase II cis-regulatory region sequence-specific DNA binding
Source: RefSeq, a predicted model, not a curated record